This is a messenger RNA of Plasmopara halstedii, 1200 nucleotides long. RefSeq names its product pgl. The transcript has a single exon. Gene Ontology annotation, molecular function: protein binding; 6-phosphogluconolactonase activity. Bases 1 to 1200 code for a protein of 399 amino acids. The record is from RefSeq and is a predicted model, not a curated record. NCBI's taxonomy places the organism in Eukaryota, Oomycota, Peronosporomycetes, Peronosporales, Peronosporaceae.
AUGCACCUGUCAAGUCUUUUUCUGAGCCUCGCGACCGUAGCUGGAGGUACAUCACUUGGGUUUUCUUCACCAGAAGAACACAAUUCUCAAGUAAUCUUGUUCGCUGGUUCAUUCACCCGAGACGAAGGAUGGGUCAAUGGCACGGGAGCUGGAAUCUAUACGUACAAAUUUAACACGAAUGACGGCUCUCUUGAGGCGUGGGCGGCUACUCCCUUUGGCGACAAUCCUAUUUACGUCGUGGGAUCGAGUAAGACUUUCAGCAAUGGCCAGCGCGUCGUCUACGUCGUGAAUUCAGUCCAUCAAGACUCUAUCUUAUACCCGGGGACGAAGACAGGAUACGUGUCAGCUCUCACUUUAAAUAGUGACGGCACUCUCACGCUUCUCAAUUCACUCGAGAGUCGCGGUGAAGAUCCAACACACAUUUCGUUGAGUCAUUAUGAGGAUUAUGUCGUUGUCUCCAAUUAUCGUGGCAGUAUUGCCAUGUUUCCACUGAAAGACGAUGGAUCUCUUGCAAGCAAUUCCUUCUUUAACGAUUAUCUAGAAGGAAGUGGAGUUGUUCCGGAUCGUCAGGACCGGGGCUACAUCCACAGUACCACGUGGUUACCGUAUUCCGAUCACGUAGUCGCUGCCAACCUUGGUAGCGAUGAGCUUCUACAGUUCGAACUUGACAAGAAGAACAAAAGUUUGACUAGUUUCGGGGCAGUGCGUCGACCACCUGGAUCUGGACCGCGUCAUAUGGCAAUUCACCCUUCGGGAAAAUUUGCAUAUGUUGUCGAUGAGCUCUCGAAUACAGUGGGUGUGUAUACCAUUAAUCUGAAAACGACUUUACUUGAGAGCGAAGCAUGUCAGACAAUCUCGAUAAUCCCGGAAAACUACACAAAUGCCAGCACAAGUGCUGAUAUUCAUUUUUCCAAGGACGGCAAUUUUUUGUACACGUCAAACCGUGGACACGACUCUAUUGCAAUGUUCAAGGUCGAUGAAUCGAGCGGUACACUAACAUUGCUUGGCUUCGAGAGCACUCGCGGCAAAACUCCUCGUGGUUUCACAGUUUAUGGUGACUGGCUUAUAGUGGCAAAUCAGAACUCUAACAACAUGCACGUCUUCAAAAUCAACUGCGAAACGGGACUUUUGGAAUAUACCGGAAAUUCCUACGAGAUCGGCACGGCUGUUUGCUUAUAUGUUUCUCGCUACUACAUUUGA